UUGGGCAUGCCAUAUACACAUAUAUCAACUGUCUUUGCAGAAAACAAUUGUAAAGACAAACCUUAGCAGCAAAGAAAAAUUGGUGUUAUUAAAUUACCAUUCUUCAUUACACUUCACUGUCACUGCAGCACGUGACUCUGCAGUUAAAGCCUUCUUAACUCUCCACUUCCAUGGUUUCAUCAACUCCCCUUGAUGCAUGAACACUUAAAGAUCUUGAAUUUGGCUGAUUCUGGAAAUGGGUUCUCGGAUUCAGCUUCUGGGCAUGUGUCUAUGCUUGCACUUGGCAAGCUUUAGCUCCUCCUAUGUGAACUCACUGAAUGAAAGUGGAGAUGAAGCUGUAAAAGGGAGUGUCAUCAUUGAUGGCAAAUCUGUGAUUGGAAAUAUUGAUGAUGAUUUUGUGUGUGCAACUUUGGAUUGGUGGCCUCCAGAGAAAUGUGACUAUGGGAGAUGCAGUUGGGGUCAUGCUUCUCUUCUCAAUCUGGACCUCAACAACAAGAUUUUGUUAAAUGCAGUUAAGGGCUUUUCACCUUUGAAACUUAGAUUAGGUGGCAGUUUGCAAGAUAAGCUAAUAUAUGGCACUGAAGAUAACCACCAACCAUGCACUCCUUUUGUUAAGAACCCUUCUGAAAUGUUUGAUUUCACGCAAGGGUGCCUCCCAAUGAAUAGAUGGGAUGAACUCAACUACUUUUUCCAAAAAGCUGGGGCUAAGAUUAUCUUUGGAUUAAAUGCUCUUAAUGGAAAAUCAAUUCACUCUGGUUCUGCAAAAGGACCUUGGAACUACACCAAUGCUGAAUCCUUUAUUCGAUACACGGUUGGAAAGAAAUUCACCAUUCAUGGAUGGGAACUUGGCAACGAAUUAAGUGGGAAUGGAGUUGGAACAAGUGUUGCUGCAGACCAAUAUGCUUCUGAUCUUGCUGCUUUACGAGACAUAGUUUACAACGCAUAUACAGAGAUUGACCCUAAGCCACUAGUCAUUGCACCUGGAGGUUUCUUUGAUGCAACUUGGUUCAAGGAAUUUAUAAGCAAAACUGGAAAAUCUUUGGAUGUGGUCUCCCACCACAUUUAUAACCUUGGACCAGGAGUUGAUGAGCACCUUGUGGAAAAAAUUCUCAAUCCUUCGUAUCUUGAUAAAGAGGCAAGCACAUUCAAAGGCCUCAAAAAUAUACUUGAAAGUACAGGAACCUCAGCAACAGCAUGGGUUGGUGAGUCAGGAGGGGCUUACAAUAGUGGACGUCAUCUUGUGUCUGAUGCAUUUGUGUACAGUUUCUGGUACUUGGAUCAGCUUGGCAUGUCAGCUGCUUACGACACAAAAACAUACUGCAGACAGAGUUUUAUAGGAGGAAACUAUGGUUUACUUAACACUACCAAUUUCCUGCCAAAUCCGGACUACUAUAGUGCUCUCCUUUGGCACCGACUCAUGGGAAGACACGUACUAUCAACUACCUUCUCUGGGACAAACAAGAUAAGAGCUUAUGCACACUGUGCAAAACAAUCUAAAGGAAUCACUGUAUUAUUGAUCAACCUGGACAACAACACAACUGUUGAAGCUGAAGUGACCUUCAGCAACAAUAAGAGUUUGAGGCACAGAAAGAUGUCUGAUAAUUUAAAAACGAUGGAAGUAUCUCUCUAUAGUGGGAGUGAAACAGCAAGAGAAGAGUACCAUCUAACACCACAGGAUGGGAAUAUACAUAGCCAAGUCAUGGUACUAAAUGGAAACGCUCUGAGUGUAAACUCAGAUGGUGAAAUUCCUUCUUUGGAGCCUCUACAAGUCAACUCAUCAGAGCCAAUAAGGGUUGCUUCUUUCUCUAUUGUAUUUGCCCAUUUACCAGAUGCUGCUGUUGCAGCUUGCAGCUAGCUAGGUGGCUCCAAGGGAAACCAAAAAUUGGUUUCACUUGCUGAUUGAGCAAAUUACACGAAAAAUAAGCUAGUUUUAAUUUAUUGUGAAAGAACAGAAUACCAAUUUUUAUUGUUCCCAAUGUAUACCAUUAAGUUCGUUGUGAUGACAAUUUGAAAGUGACAUAUUCAAUUUCUCACCAUCAUUUGAGUCAACCCCUCUUGUAU
Molecule: messenger RNA, 2061 nt
Organism: Abrus precatorius (Indian licorice)
Lineage: Eukaryota; Viridiplantae; Streptophyta; Magnoliopsida; Fabales; Fabaceae
Product: heparanase-like protein 3
Exons: 9
Coding region: 236-1855 (539 amino acids)
Cellular component (GO): membrane; plant-type cell wall
Molecular function (GO): beta-glucuronidase activity
Source: RefSeq, a predicted model, not a curated record